AUGGCGGACGGCGGCGGGAGCGGCCGGGGGCCGCCGUGCCCCGGGGCGGACGCGGCGCUGCGGCGCUGGGAGCAGCUGCGGCGGCGGGCGGCGGCGGCGGCGCCGUGGGCCCGCGGGCUCUUGGCCGUGGCCGCCGGGCUCGGCCUCUUCUACGUGGUGCUGCGGGUGCCGCUGCGGCUCCGGGACAGCCUGGCGGCCGUGACUGUGUUCUUAAGCACUUUGACUCCGAAAUUCUACUUUGCCCUUACAGUGACUUCGUCUUUUAUAUCCGGACUGAUAUUUGUGUUUGAGUGGUGGCAUUUCCGAAAAUACGGCACGUCUUUCAUUGAGCAGGUUUCUGUGAGUCAUUUGAGGCCCCUCAUCGGUGGCGCAGAAAGCAGCCCUCCAGCACCGGCAGCAUUCUCUGCUGGAGAGAAUGAGACAAGCAGGCAGAAUAUGCCAGAGUGCAAAGUAUGGCGAAAUCCUCUCAAUCUUUUCAGAGGGGCAGAGUAUAGCAGAUACAUGUGGGUGACUGGGAAGGAGCCUCUUACAUACUAUGACAUGAAUUUGUCUGCUCAAGAUCAUCAAAACUUUUUCACGUGUGAUACAGAUGCUCUUCGGCCUUCAGAUACAGUUAUGCAGAAAGCAUGGCGAGAGAGAAACCCUCAAGCCCGGAUUAAAGCAGCAUAUCAAGCUUUAGAGCUGAACAAUGAUUGUGCCACUGCAUAUGUCCUCCUGGCUGAGGAAGAAGCAACAACUAUUGUGGAUGCUGAGAAGUAUUUCAAGCAGGCUCUGAAAGCAGGAGAAAUGAUUUACAGAAAGUCUCAGAACUGCCAUUCCCAAAGUCCCCAGCACGAAGCACAGCUGAGAAGAGACACCAAUGUAUUGGUAUAUGUGAAAAGGAGACUAGCUAUGUGUGCAAGAAAACUUGGAAGAAUACGAGAAGCAGUCAAAAUGAUGAGAGAUUUGAUGAAAGAGUUUCCACUUCUCAGCAUGCUGAAUAUUCAUGAAAACCUCCUGGAGGCACUGCUGGAGUUACAGGCUUAUGCAGAUGUCCAGGCAGUUUUAGCGAAGUAUGAUGAUAUCAGUCUUCCAAAAUCGGCAGCAAUAUGUUACACAGCAGCCCUGUUAAAAGCCAGAGCUGUUUCAGAAAGGUUCUCCCCAGAAACUGCCUCCAAAAGAGGGCUUAGUACAGCAGAAAUUAAUGCUGUGGAAGCAAUUCACAGAGCUGUGGAAUUUAACCCUCAUGUUCCAAAGUACUUACUAGAAAUGAAAAGCUUAGUGCUACCUCCAGAGCAUAUUCUGAAACGAGGGGACAGUGAGGCAGUAGCAUAUGCUUUUUUUCACCUCCAGCACUGGAAGAGGAUAGAAGGGGCUCUAAAUUUGCUACACUGCACAUGGGAAGGCACAUUUAGGAUGAUCCCAUACCCGUUGGAGAAAGGUCAUCUUUUCUAUCCCUAUCCGAGUUGCACAGAAACAGCAGACAGAGAACUGUUGCCAACAUUUCAUGAAGUCUCCGUUUACCCACAGAAGGAACUUCCCUUUUUCAUCCAUUUUACAGCAGGCCUAUGUUCCUUUUCGGCAAUGCUUGCCCUCCUUACGCACCAGUUCCCUGAGCUGAUGGUCAUUUUUGCUAAAGCUAUUAUUGUACUCUUGAUCCCAUUCCUGAUGUUUUCAGAAGCAUUCAGAAAACUUGUGCUGCGGGUGCUGUGGCCUGUGAGUGCUCCCAGCGUUCUGGCCUCCAGCUGAGUGGACUGCGCCAGGGUGCUUUGGGACUCUUCUUUCACCCUUCAGCUUCAUUAUGGAAAACAUCGAGGUCCUCCUUUCUGCCAUCAGUCAACUCCAGUGAGACUGGAGUGUGCUUUCCACGAUGGUUCGAUUUCGUUGUUCUCACGGGCCCUGGUGGUUAGCUGACCCCCAGAUGUGAGGGGCAAGGAAGAAAGCUGUGUUAUUCAAACUACUAUCUUUGACAGGCUUCCAUGUUGGUAAUGGUGCUUAACGUAUGAAUUUCUUCUUUGGCCUGAGUCUGUAAUCAUCUAAGAAAAGAGUUUUUGUUGAGCAAUACCUUAUUGCUCUCUUAAUCACUUGUACAACUGGAAGCUAAUACUUCCUCUGUAAGAAAGGAGAGGACACAAACUGAGCAGAUGUUUGGAGUAUUGACACUUCCUUCUCAGCUGCAGAUGCACCAGAUAAUUGGCUUAGAUUUAAUUUUAUAAGCCUUUUUCAAAGUGUUUGUUAACAGCAAAGUAUGGUUCUGCUUUCUUUAUUAAAAGGUUGCUUCUUAACAC
This is a messenger RNA of Gymnogyps californianus (California condor), 2267 nucleotides long. RefSeq names its product suppression of tumorigenicity 7 like (gene ST7L). The record is from RefSeq and is a predicted model, not a curated record. The coding region runs from base 1 to 1728 and encodes 575 amino acids. The transcript has 17 exons. Gene Ontology annotation, molecular function: protein binding. NCBI's taxonomy places the organism in Eukaryota, Metazoa, Chordata, Aves, Accipitriformes, Cathartidae.